Messenger RNA from Marasmius oreades (fairy-ring Marasmius), 465 nucleotides. RefSeq lists its product as uncharacterized. Lineage: Eukaryota; Fungi; Basidiomycota; Agaricomycetes; Agaricales; Marasmiaceae. Bases 1 to 465 code for a protein of 154 amino acids. The transcript has a single exon. The record is from RefSeq and is a predicted model, not a curated record.
AUGUACACUGGUACGAAGCCAUUUAGGGCGCACGACUUCUUCAAUCGUAGAUGGACUGGAGGAUACCUCUACCGCCACGACCUCGAGUCCUUUUUCUACGCGUUGUUAUGGCUUUGCUCACGGUACAACGGCCCUGGAAAGGCUCUCAAUGAUGGCGAGGCGCUUCCAUAUGAUUCUUGGUCCACGGGAACCUCUGAAGAAGUACGGAUGACAAAAUGGGACUUGCUUACCGAACCCGAAUUCGAACCUCAAAUCACGGACUUUUUUCGAGACUUCGAUUCUUGGCUGGAUGAGAUGCAAACCCAGCUUUUUUAUGGAAAUUUAGACGACGUUCACCCUCAGCAGACGCAGACACAGACCGAUGUGGAUUUCACGUUUGACGUUGAGACGCUUGGUGGUCAUUUCACGUAUGCGAAUGUUAAAGGCAUUAUGUCAACCUUCGAUGGAGUUGAGUUGGAGGAGUAA